AUGGCAUCUCAACACAAUCAGCAUUAUCGGGUUGUGCCUUAUGCACGAGGACACUAUGAUCGUCUGUGCAAGAAGCAUGGACACGUUCCAAGCACAGCCGACGUGGAUGCAAUCAAACAUGUCAUUGGCAAAGUGAGCAAUCAGGUUAAACGCUUCGAACCGGGUUUGUUGUUCUUCCUCUCAAGAUCAGCUGUUCGGUUCGAGUUUGGCACAUUGCUUGUCGGCUGGGAAAAAUGCGCANACGGUACAAAGCUUCCAGUGUGGUUCAAACCCUCAACUACUGGAAGGAAGUUGUUCCCUGUUGCUGGUGGGCCUUUGAACUCGCUCUACGCUCCCGGAGACCGCGUUUGCGACGGAUGGCAUCCUGUCAUAUUUGACAUCGUCAACUCCACCAAGAACACAAAUCGUGCUCUGCAGUAUGCAUAUCUCAGAGCUUGCAUCAAAAUUCUGGAAGCCACUGUCCCGCCACCAUCUAUUGAGAAUUUGCAGCCGGCCCUUCACAGCUCUGCAUCACCGAACCCGACUCCGGUCGUCCCUUCGAGUGAUGAUGAAGAGCUCGAGAUUCAGCGUGAACCAACUGCCGUUCCUAUUGGCCCCUCGCCUUCUCCUGUCGUCGAUUUGACCGGUCCUGACGAAGAAGUUGAUAUCAAGCCCGAAGCAGCACCCACUUCCGCCGAAAUUCCACAAAUUCUGGAUGCUAGGGUCGAAGAGAAGGUUCAAGCCUUUCGCGAGAAGCUCGAUAACAAGGAGGUCAAUCAGCUGCAGCAAAUGUUGGAGAAGCAGUCUGAGCUUCCAUCCUGGAUCAUGGAUCUCGCCAAGGAGAUACUAAAGGAUAAGAUGCUCAGAGAGCUGGAGCUAGCUGAAAGGUUGCUUCUAUAA
Aureobasidium musti is the source of this 879-nucleotide messenger RNA. Lineage: Eukaryota; Fungi; Ascomycota; Dothideomycetes; Dothideales; Saccotheciaceae. The record is from the annotation of a GenBank genome assembly.